Molecule: messenger RNA, 3244 nt
Organism: Tachysurus fulvidraco (yellow catfish)
Lineage: Eukaryota; Metazoa; Chordata; Actinopteri; Siluriformes; Bagridae
Gene: tax1bp1a
Product: Tax1 (human T-cell leukemia virus type I) binding protein 1a
Exons: 17
Coding region: 258-2651 (797 amino acids)
Source: RefSeq, a predicted model, not a curated record
CGGCACGCGCAGCACUAACCUACUAAACAGUACGGUACACCGGGACUGCACGCGCACACUAACGUGCUAUUCUCACACACUUUAUAGUGUAGUAUGCAGAUGCACAUUUGGACCAAUCGGAAAGCAGAUCCGGGAUGUGACGUCAUACAGCACCGCUAUGUUGACGCUGUCAUGUGUUGCUAACAGACCGCUUUAAGCCGUACAGGAAGCUGCAUGGACAACAUGGACCACAGUUAGACAGUUAGCUCCAAGCAUCCAUGAUGUCAUCAGCCAGUGACACAGCAGUAACUCCAGGUGGAGGAGGAAGUUCAGUCAUGGAGAUGUCGAACUUCGCCCAUGUGAUCUUCCAGAAUGUGGGGAAGAGUUUUCUGCCUCAGGCAGCACUGGAGUGUCACUACACGCUCACACCUUUCAUCACCCCUCACCCCAAAGACUGGGUUGGCAUCUUUAAGGUGGGUUGGAGCAGUGCACGAGACUACUACACCUUCCUGUGGUCCCCCAUGCCUGAAAACUACACUGAAGGUUCCACUGUCAACAAGGUUCUUGUCUUCCAAGGUUACUACGUUCCCCGUAGCGAUGGUGAGUUUUAUCAGUUCUGUUACGUCACACACAUGGGUGAAAUCCGAGGAGCCAGCACACCCUUCCAGUUCAGACCACCCACCCCUACAGGGGAGGAGCUACUGACUGUGGAGGAUGAUGGGAACUCCGACAUACUGGUGGUUACAACCAAAACUGGACUACUGGAGAGGCGUGUGGAGGAAGUUCAGCAGGAAUGCAGUGAGCUGCAAAAAACUGUUUGUCUGCUCACACAAGAGAGGGACCAACUUAAAGAAGAACAGAAACAAUACAAUCAGGAACGACAGCAACGGCUGCAAGAGGAGAGAGAGAAAGCUCAAGCUGGAGUGAAACAGCUGGAACAGGACCUGCUAGGGGUCACACAGAAAGCUGUGCUUAAAGAGACUGAGUUGGAUUGUCUGAGGAGCAAGUUACAAAAGGUGACCCUGGAGAGGGAUAAUUUGGAGAUUCAGCUGAAAAAUGAGAAAGAUGAAAGGGAGCUGUACAAGUCUCACAUGCGCAGUGCUGAGCUGGAAAAUACUAAGCUGAGUGCAGAGCUUCAGAUGUUGAAGGCAGUGGAGCUGAAUCGAGAGGUCACCAUCUCACAGUACCAAGAGGAACUACACAGACUCCAUGCAGAAAGAAAUGCACACCCUGCAGAUGCAAAGUUAAUAGAGCAGUUGCAUCAGAUGAAGGAGCAGCUGGAAGCCACGUACAAGCGGGUGGCCAUGCUGGAUUCGCAGCUACAAGAGGCCUCCAGUGAACAUGAACGCACCAAGGCGGAGCUUCAGCGUGUCUGUCGAGAGGCUGAGAUGGUCCGGAGCAGCUUAGCUGAAGCCCAUGAGGAGUGCAGGAUCACUCAGAACCAGCUAUAUGAGCUGAGGAACCAAACGUUACAAAAAAUGGCAGGAGCAGAAGCCGUGUCAGAGCUUGAGGCUGAACUGCAGAAGGAGGUGGAAGAGCUGAAGCUCAGACUGCAGAUGGCUGCAGAGCACUACAAGGAGAAGUACAGAGAGUGUCAGCGUCUGCGCAGACAAGUCACCAAACUUACACAGAGGCAGGAGACACAGAAGGAGGACUGCAGCAGGAAUGACACAUCCACAGACAGCAACCAGGAGGUGAUGGUGAUGAACGCUGAGUUAGCUGCUUCAGCAAAGCAGCCUGAGAGUCACGAGCGUACUGAACAAAAAACAAACGGAGAAAGGGAAGAGGGUGAGGGAGAAAAAACAGAAGCAAAUAUGGAUGAGCCACAAGAGGAAGGGGAGGAGACUAGUGUGUUGGUAGAGGUGGAGCUUGCUCAGAUGGAGGAGAGGUGGAGAGAACAGUGUGUGAUCAACGACAACUUUAAAGUACUCCUGACUGAUGAAGAGCAACGGUUUAAGGCCCAGUUAGCGGAGAAGGUUCGAGAGGUCUGUUCACUGAGAGAGAGUCUAGCUGAGGUGAUGAAAGAAAAGGAGAAGUUGGAAGAGGAGCUACGUUCACAUGCAAGCAAAGAGGAAGCCGUUUAUGGACAGAGGUCAGAGGUCAGGGAACCCGUGGUGUUGCGUUACCCUCUGCCCUACCCUCACGACUCUCCCCCUCUUCUGCUUGUGCCCCAGCAACCUGCGGAGCUGCAGUAUGGAAACCCGUACUGUGAUCAGAACACUCGUGGAGCGGAUGGGGCUUUGUCCCCACAUCAAAGUUGCCGCCCCCCUCCUGUAGCUCCGCCUCCAUGGGUGGGUCCUGUGGUGUGCAGUCAGCCGCUGCGCAGUCUCAGUCCUCCUGAUGGCCUGGAGAACCCUGCUGAGGAGCGGCCUAACGGAGGUGAUGGUGAAGCUCCUGCAGUCUGCGAUCAUCACAGUCCAGAAUCGAAUGAGAGCGGCUCGAGCUUUUGCUUUGACACCAGGACGGAUGUUCAUAAGCGCUGUCCUCUGUGUGAAGUCAUUUUCCCUCCACACUUUGAGCAGCGUAGUUUUGAGCGCCAUGUGGAGUCCCACUGGAGGGAGUGUCCUGUGUGCAGUGAACAGUUCCCUCUGGACUGCCAACAGCAGCUCUACGAGAAACACGUCUUCACUCACUUCGACAGCAACGUGCUCAACUUCCACAACAUGGAGUAGAAACGUCCUGCCAGUGUAGAGCCUUCAGGUCACAUCCUAACCAGGUGUUCAGUGGAGGAGAGCGUUAAUGCUUAGUUCAGCACUUUUGAUGAAGAUGAUGAUGAUGAUGUUACUUGCCUGUGUGCUAAUGCCCGCAUGUUUUUACAUCACUUACAUUUGAGAUUUGCACAUACACACAAUAGUGUCUCGUAAAGACAUGUUUGUUGCUAAGUGUCAGGUAUCGUACUUUAUAUUUAGAACUCUUUCCUUUCUCUAGAUUUUAUUUAUUCCCAAUUCAUUUGAAGCUGCUAUGAGAUUGGUUGCACUGUAUACUGAUAGCUUUACGUGUAUAACUCUAGACUCUGUGGAGAGACGUGUGAUUGAACACAGUGUAUUUAUGGUGGAGUGAUUGAUAUGAUGCAGGUCAUGUUGAACGUUUUGCUGUGUGAUGUGUAACAGCCUCAUCCUGUAGCACCAUUUCCUGAUACCCCACAUGGACCAUUCUGGAGCUGUGGGAUAAUGGACUUUAUUCUGGGGGAUAUCAGGUCUCUGACAUCCUGCUGCGUGUCCUGGCUUGUGAUGUGAAAGAAAUAAAAGGAAUGACAUAAAGCUGA